AUGGCCGGCGCUUCUCGAGACAGCAGCGGUGGCAGCGGCAGCGGCGGGGCGGGGUCCGGCGGAUCUACAGCUUCCAAAAUAUUGGCGUAG
This is a messenger RNA of Ectocarpus siliculosus, 90 nucleotides long. NCBI's taxonomy places the organism in Eukaryota, Phaeophyceae, Ectocarpales, Ectocarpaceae. The record is from the annotation of a GenBank genome assembly.